GUGUCACUAGCGCUGUCGUCAUAGAAGGCAUAUGUAGUUUUUCCCCUUUGUAUUUUGUUUACAUCGCUGCAAUUUUGGAGCAUUUUCCGGCUUGCUAAAAAAUAACUUUUUCAGUUGAUUUUGCAUAAAUUAUCUCAGUGAAUGAUGUCUAAUCCCCUUGGAAUACGUGUGAACAAUGAGAGUUUUCUCAAUGAGAGUGAACAGGAUGCUAAUUCAUCUCUGACAGAAUUGGAUAAAGGAUUGAGAUCUGCAAAAGUUGGUGAACAGUGUGAGGCAAUUGUGAGAUUCCCAAAGCUCUUUGAGAAAUAUCCAUUCCCAAUCCUUAUAAAUUCGUCAUUUCUCAAGUUGGCAGAAUUCUUCCAGAAUGGGUCGAAUUUGUUGCGUUUGUGGGUUUUGCGGGUGUGUCAGCAGAGUGAGAAGCAUCUGGAUAAGAUUUUAAGUGUCGAUGAAUUUGUUAAGCGGAUUUUUUAUGUGACUCAUUCGAAUAAUCCUAUUGAAAGGGCUCUGGCCAUAAGGACACUGGGAGCUGUGGCUAGAAUUAUUCCGGAGAAACAGCAGGUGCAUCAUGCUAUUAGGCAGGCUUUGGAUAGCCAUGAUAUGGUGGAAGUUGAAGCAGCUAUUUAUGCUAGUGUCCAAUUUGCUGCUCAAUCGAAGACUUUUGCCAUUAGCAUGUGCUCCAAAGUGGCCACGAUGAUUGAGUCAUUGAAUACUCCGAUUAAUAUGAAAUUGCAGUUGAUCCCUGUGCUGAGGCAUAUGCAUCAUGAUGCAAAUACUGCGGCUCUCGUUAAGACACUUUGUAUUAAUUUGCUGCCUAAAUAUCCUUCGGAGAAUUUUGUCGUGGUUAUUCUUGAUUCCCUGUCGAAGUUAUCGUGUCAGACCCUUGUGGAUAUUCCCGAUCAGGUAAAUGUCCUCUUGGGAUAUUUGUCUGAUCCCAGGAGGAAGGUGCGGUAUCAAGUGUUGCAUUCACUGCAGAGUCUGGCAGAGAAGGGAGCACAUCUCUGGCCCAAUGGGACAGUUCGCAAUCUUCUGACCAUUGCCAAGGAAUGCAAGGAUGAUGGCAAUGAGCAGAGUCUCAUUUUGGCCGUGGUUAUGACACUGACAACGUGUCCAGUUACUUGUCAUUCGCUUCUGUCUGAGGAGCAACAGCUCAUUUAUGAUCUGUGUUCGGGAUGCUUGACCCUUGAGCAUCACAGUGCCAGUGCUAAAGCCCUUGCAAUCCUCACCAGUCUCAUUCUCUACUGCCAUUUGGAGCAUAUUGGAUCACCUGUGGCCAAAUUCAUGAAUCUCAUUAAUCUCCAUCUUGAAUCUCUGAUUGUGACUUCUCUGCCUCAGGAGAAGUUCACCAGGGAAUUCGCUCAGUAUCUCAAAUGUGGUGUUCAGUUGUCCGAGAAGGAUCCUGCCUUUGGGGAGUCUUUUGUUGAGCUCAUGGGGAGUCUGUUGCUCGAUCAAUUUGUCUACUGCGAGAAGCAUACGGUGCUCAUUUGUGAGACUUUUGCUGCUCUCUGCUCUCAGUUCAGUAGCAAUCGAUUUGCUCCCAUUGUCCCCGGUGGCUCCGGAGACGAGCGAAUGGAUGUCGAUGAGGGCCUUCCGGGAAAGAAUCCCAUUCACAAUCUUCUGCCUGACAUUCUGCGGAAGCUGCUGUUCCUGGUAGAUAAAGGCCUUGCAGAAAAGAAUGUCCAGUUUAUUGAGAUCAUGACGGCAGUCUGCCUUCAGGCGCAUCUUGGUGUCCUUAUCCCGGAAAAUGUAUUCAAUGGUCUCGAGAGGGUAAUUGCUGCCAUCUCUUGGUGGUCGCAGUAUCGAAUUGCAAGAUCUGCCUCUCGUUAUGGCCAUCAUUUUCUCUCAGCCAGGAUUUAUGCAAAACUCGCCAAUGUGGUGUCCCUGGAAAAGCUUCAUUUCUUCCUAAUAGCCCUUUCCCAAAUCUCCAAGGCGGAAUGUGUCCUUAUGCAUGGCCGGGAAUUCGAAGAAAUAGCCAAGAAGUACAAAUGUUCCAAUCCCGAGGAAUUCUUGUCACUGUCACAGCGACUGGAAAAGUCAAUUGCCAUGUACUGGAAGGCACUGGCUACCCUCAAAGCCAGCUCUUCGCCCAAUCAUCCAAUGACCUUCCAAUCGGAAUUUAUCCGGCUCCGUGGCCAGUUCCUCGAAGCCCUCUUUACAGCUGUCAUCACAAAGAACACCCAGCUUAUAACACUUCCCCCAGCCAUUGCCCAGAGCCUAGCACAGAAUUCCCGGGAUCAUCUCCAAAUGUACGGCCAUGUGACGAAUCAACUCAGGAAAACAGUAAAAACCUUCAAAGUCUGCGAGGAUGCCUAUGCAAAACUCUACAAAUCGGCCUUUGAUGCGGAUCCCUGUACCCUGGAAUACCUCCAACUCGCUCAGUAUCUCUGUGGUGUCCUUGGGAAUUCCGUCGAAGCCAUCUGCUUCGUCUCACCAUCCGAUGCUCCCAAUCAACCAACCGAAGGACUCUACCCAGAAACCAGACUCUUCCUCAAUGGCUGCCAGAGGAUCAUCAAAGAAAUGCAAAAACUCCCCAAAGAAACAGGAAAUAAGAAAUCCAUCACAACUGAACACACUCAAGUCCUCCUCAGCCAAAUCGAUAUGACCAUGAGUAUUCCCAUGUGCAUCCCACGUUUCUUCUUCCAAAUCCUCCAAAGUACCUCAAUCAAACUCUCCGUACUGCCACAGCCACGAGCAGCAGGAGAACCAGUCAAUGUGCAACCCAACAGUAGCCUGGUCGUGAAGGUGGAAGGAGUCAUUCAGCACAGUGGAACGAAGCCCAGUAUGUUCCGUUCCAUUGAUUCGGUGCAGUUGACUCUGGUGUCGCAGUUGCUGACACAACGUCCGAGUGAGAUUAAGCAGAUGAAUGAUAUCACAAUGACGCAAACUGUCAAGCCUCAUAGGGACUUCCUCUCGGGAAGUUUCCUACUGCAGCUCAAUAAUAUCCAGACCAGUUCAAUGGGAACGCCAAUUUCCGUUGGAGGGCAGUGGCAGGUCACAGUCGAAGCUUGUGUCAUCGAUCAGUCUGGAGCUCUCUGGAACACAGGACCAAAAAGUACUCUGCUGGUGCGAGUUCCGGACGACCCAUCCAAGCAAACAGUAAGCUCUUCCAGUUCCUUGAGACGAUUCUAAAAGAAUAAAAGGCGCAACUUAUUCCACGGUAAAAAUAGUCUCCUUUUUAUUCUUUCUCUUCUUCAUCAUAAAAUCUACAAGGUAUCGUGAAUUAAUUAAAAAUACAUGUUUUUUCUUUUAAA
This is a messenger RNA of Phlebotomus papatasi, 3248 nucleotides long. It is a transcript of the gene INTS7, whose product is annotated as integrator complex subunit 7. The coding region runs from base 142 to 3126 and encodes 994 amino acids. The record is from RefSeq and is a predicted model, not a curated record. Gene Ontology annotation, cellular component: integrator complex. Lineage: Eukaryota; Metazoa; Arthropoda; Insecta; Diptera; Psychodidae. The transcript has 4 exons. Gene Ontology annotation, biological process: snRNA 3'-end processing.